Messenger RNA from Myxocyprinus asiaticus (Chinese sucker), 2788 nucleotides. RefSeq names its product protein OSCP1-like. Gene Ontology annotation, biological process: transport. The record is from RefSeq and is a predicted model, not a curated record. Bases 682 to 1710 code for a protein of 342 amino acids. Gene Ontology annotation, cellular component: cytoplasm; plasma membrane. NCBI's taxonomy places the organism in Eukaryota, Metazoa, Chordata, Actinopteri, Cypriniformes, Catostomidae. The transcript has 10 exons.
UAUGAACGUUUCUGAUUGGCUGUUGUUAGCGGUGACCUGGCAACCGAGAGAAAACUUACAGACGCUGAUUUAUUCUUCGGGAUCUUCAUUUGACGUACAGAUAGCCUGUGAUUCCUUGCCGACACUAGUUGCUCUUCCUCCAUCGACAGAGAGGAUGUCGACGAGAACGCUGCCUCUGCUCUUCAUUAAUCUGGGUGGAGAAAUGCUGUACAUUUUGGAUCAGCGCUUACGGGCUCAGAAUAUCCCAGCAGAUAAAGCCAAGAAAGGAUCACUUUCAGUAUCAUCUUUGUGAUUUGAAAUCUUUGUAGCCCCUGUAGCAGAUUGGCUAGAGGAGGACAGGAAAAGAGGUAUUGUUAAUAUUCUGCUUGCUUCGCUGCUGGCCAUAGAACGAAGUAGCGUGAGUGUGUACAUAUCAGCUCUCAUAGGCUCACUUGCUCUAUGUAGAUGGAGAUGGGAUUUCUGCACUCUUGUUGCCGUUAUUUUACAUUUUGAAUGGUUUUGUGUAAGAAACACACUUAAAAAAAAAAAAAGCUUAAUUUUGAUCACUAUUUUUUUUUUCUCAUUCUCUGCAGUACAGCUUACGACAGAUUGCAUUCUGCUUGCUUGGUUUUCGCUUUUGUAUUUGCACAGAAUUGCUUUUGACUUACUGCAACUGUUUCUGUUUUUUGUGUUGUGAUAGUCAUGAAUGAUAUCAUUACCACCAUGUUCAAUAAGAAGUUCCUGGAGGAGCUGUUCAAGCCACAAGAGCUGUAUUCCAAGAAAGCCUUGAGGACGGUGUUUGAUCGACUGGCUCACGCUUCAAUCAUGAGACUCAAUCAAGCAAGUAUGGACAAGCUCUAUGACCUGAUGACCAUGGCGUUUAAGUAUCAAGUCCUGCUUUGUCCUCGUCCUAAAGACAUCCUCCUUGUAUCCUUCAACCACAUGGAUGCCAUCAGGGACUUUGUGAAGGACACUCCCAGUAUCCUAAGCCAAGUGGAUGAAACAAACAGACAACUCCUAGAGAUAUAUACCCCUUUAUCUGGUGGAGAGUUUCAACUAAUUAGACAAACACUUCUCAUCUUCUUUCAAGAUAUGCAUAUAAGAGUAUCAAUUUUCCUAAAAGACAAAGUGCAGAACUCCAAUGGACGAUUUGUCCUCCCCACUUUUGGGCCUGUUCCAUAUGGGACACACACACCGGGACUCAUCAGGAUGUUUAGCUGUACUGGCGAGGAGGUGAAAAGUUUGCAGUUCCGUGACUGUGGCAAUUACAGCUCCGCUCUCCGUGAGGGUUCUUUCGAAAUGUAUGGUGAUCGAGUCAUCAAACUGGGCACAAACAUGUACAGUGUGAGUCGCCCUGUUGAGACACACAUGUCUGGAACCUCCAAAGACUCCUCACAACACACUAAGGUCAACACAACUCCAAAUCCUCUGGCAAAAGAAGAAUUGAACCUCCUUGCUAGACUGAUGGGAGGAUUGGAAGUGCAGAAACCAGCUAGUACGGACUCUGGCUUCCGUGUUAACCUUUUCGCCACUGAUGAGGAGGAAGAGGAAGCUUUGAUAUCAAGACCGGAUGAGCUUUCUUAUGAAGUUAUUAAUAUCCAAGCAACAAAGGACAAACAGACCAAUGCUGAGCUGGCUAAGAUCAUGGGGGAGUUUGGGAAGGCGGGUGAGCCAGCCCCCAGUUCCAGCAGCAAGGGUGAUGACCUCCUGGCCAUGAUGGAUGGUCUGUGAUGUAGACUUGAUGUUGACUUGAUGUUCCCUUUGGCUGAGGAGAGUGACUGAGUGUUUAAGCAGGAUAAAAUGCUACAAUGUGUCUUACUCAGCAAAGAGGCCUUUUGUCUCUACAGCGACAACAGGUACCAUAUCCACGUAAGAAUGACAGCUAAGCUCCAAGAGAUUUUCUUUGUGAAUUUCAUGCCAGUUUUCCUCUCCUGCUACCAAAUGCAAGAAAUGCAAAAAGCAGGUAACAGCAAUGUUCCAAAAUCAGUAGUGGACUGUUUGUAUAACUACUGAGGCUCUGGUUUGAUUUCAGUCUUCACAGUAGUGUCGGCCAGCAAUGUGAGACUUCUGUGACAUUUAGAUCAGUGGACAGAAUGAUACACCUUUCCUGAACUGUCUUAGUUGUCUUUCUAAGAGGACAAUCUGUGCACAUGGAAUUCAGUUAAAUCUUUUGUUUGAUGUGCAACUGAAAGGUGCAGGUUAUGAUGUUCAAGUACUCUAUAUUUGUGUUGUAUCCAAACAAUAAGCUCUGCUUUAAGGGAUAGCCCACCCAAAAAUUACAAUUCUGUCAUUAUUUACUCAACCUCAUGUUGUUUCAAUCCCGUAUGACAUCCUUUCUUCUGUGGAACACAAAAGGAAAUGUUUGGCAGAAUGUUAGCCUCACUCACCAUUCACUUUCAUUGUAUGUAAAAAAGGUGCAAUUAAAUUGUUCUUCUGUUUUGCUCCCCGGAAGAAAGAAAGUCAUAUAGGGUUGGAACAACAUGAGGGUGAGUAAAUAAUAAUAGAAUUUAUAGAAUAGAGUAAUAAUAUCUUUUUAAGAUAUUGGAGGGUAUUGGAGGAAACCGAAGUGCACUUGCAGUAAAUAUUUAGCACACAUCCCAGGAAUCCCCUGGUUUAUAGGAAGCCCCAGGACAAUUUAUGUACUUUUGUUUGAUAAAAAUGCAACAGAGUCAGGUAUUUCAAUGUUAAGAAAUUGUCACAAUUCAAAUAAAAUGUUGAUGUCUUAGAAUGUGCAAUUAUUGCAUAACUUAAAGGGAAAAUGUAUAUAUGAAUGCCACCUUCCAUGGAAAGAAAGCAAUGCAAUAUGUAU